GCUGGGUUAGAUGUGGACUUCUCAGUCACCACCCCUUCAGGGAUCUUGCUGAUCAUGGAACGGAGGAGGUCAGAUGGGGUCCACACCGUGGAGCCCACAGAAGCUGGGAGAUUACAUGAUUUGCUUCGACGAAAACUCCUUCAGCACCAUAUCUGAGAAGUUGGUGUUUUUUGAGAUCAUAUUUGACAGUCAGCAGGGUGACGACGAGCCAGACAGCUGGGCCGAUAUUGUGGAACCCGACGAGCUCCUGGAUAUAAAGAUGGAGGACAUCAAGGAGUCCAUAGAAAGUAUGAGGGCCAGACUGGAGCGCAGCAUGCAGAUGCAGACAGUCCUGCGAGCCUUUGAAGCCAGAGACCGUAACCUACAGGAGAGCAAUCUGGAAAGAGUCAACUUUUGGUCAGCCGUCAAUCUCGGAGUUCUGGUGACUGUGGCUUUCCUCCAGGUCUACAUGCUGAAGAGCCUCUUCGAUGACAAGCGCAAGACCAGG
Molecule: messenger RNA, 487 nt
Organism: Staurois parvus
Lineage: Eukaryota; Metazoa; Chordata; Amphibia; Anura; Ranidae
Source: the annotation of a GenBank genome assembly